AUGCUCUCCCGGGCUAAGCCGGCCGUGGGGGGUACCCUGCCGCCGGCAGACAGGCGGAGGAAGAAAGGGAAGAAGGUGCCGCAGCUAGAAGAGCUCCUGGCCCUGAGGGACUUCACCGGCGCGAUCGCCUUGCUGGAGUUUAAACGGCAUGUGGAUGAGCAGGAGGAGGAUGCUGACCUUUGGAUCGGAUACUCUGCCUUUCAUUUGGGUGACUACAAGAGAGCACUGGAGGAAUAUGAGGCCUUAACCAAACAACCGUCUUGCAAUCCAGAUGUUUGGGUGAACCUCGCCUGUACAUACUUCUUUCUGGGGAUGUAUACGCAAGCUGAGCAAGCAGCCUUGAAAGCACCUAAGAGUCGUCUCCAGAACCGUUUACUCUUUCACCUGGCACAUAAGUUCAGUGAUGAGAAGAAACUGAUGAGCUCUCACCAGAAUCUGCAAGACAUUACAGAAGAUCAGCUUAGCUUGGCAUCUAUCCACUACAUGCGGUCCCACUACCAAGAAGCUAUUGAUAUCUACAAACGCAUUCUUCUUGAUAAUCGGGAAUACCUGGCUCUGAAUGUAUAUGUGGCCCUAUGCUAUUACAAGCUGGAUUACUAUGAUGUAUCACAGGAAGUGCUAGCUGUUUACCUUCAGCAAGUUCCUGACAGCACCAUUGCUCUCAACCUUAAGGCUUGUAACCAUUUUCGACUUUACAAUGGGAAGGCUGCUGAGGCAGAGCUGAAGAACUUGACGGACAGUGCCUCAUCAUCUUUUGAGUUUGGCAAGGAGCUCAUUAAGCACAAUCUGGUGGUGUUCCGAGGAGGAGAAGGGGCUUUGCAGGUCCUGCCUCCUCUGGUUGAUGUUAUUCCUGAGGCAAGACUGAAUCUUGUGAUUUACUAUCUCCGGCAAGAUGAUGUGCAGGAGGCUUAUAACCUGAUUAAGGACCUGGAACCUACAGCUCCACAGGAGUACAUCCUCAAAGGAGUGGUAAAUGCAGCACUUGGACAAGAAAUGGGCUCGAGAGAUCAUCUGAAAAUUGCUCAGCAGUUCUUCCAGUUGGUGGGUGAAUCAGCCAGCGAAUGUGAUACCAUUCCAGGGAGACAGUGCAUGUCCUCCUGCUUCUUUCUUCUUAGACAGUUUGGUAAUGUCCUGAUUUACCUCAACUCAGUCAAGAGUUACUUCUACAACGAUGACACUUUUAACUUCAACUACGCCCAAGCCAAAGCUGCCAUGGGCAAUUUUAGUGAGGCUGAAGAGGUGUUCCUUUUGAUCCAGAGUGAGAAGAUAAAGAAUGAUUUUGUUUACCUUAGCUGGCUAGCUCGCUGCUAUAUUAUGAAUAAGAAACCACAGUUGGCCUGGAAGCUCUAUCUGAAGAUGGAGACCUCAGGAGAGUCCUUUAACCUUUUGCAGCUCAUUGCAAAUGAUUGCUACAAAAUGCGUCAGUUUUAUUAUUCAGCCAAAGCAUUUGAUGUUCUGGAGAGACUGGACAGUAAUCCUGAACACUGGGAAGGCAAGAGAGGUGCUUGUGUGGGUGUCUUUCAAAUGAUCUUAGCUGGCCGAGAAGCAAAAGAGACUCUACGGGAAGUACUGCAUCUUCUGAAGAGCACUGGUAAUUCUCAAGUAGAAUACAUUGUCCGCAUCAUGAAAAAGUGGGCCAAGGAGAACAGAGUCCCUGUCUAAGUCAGUGCCACAAAAUGAACCGGGUCAGUUAGCAUUGUGUGUGUGGCUGUAAGAUGUGGGUCUUGGUUUUUCCUGUGCAUUCUGGGUAUCUACUUCCUUGCAGGACUUUAGACUAUCAAGCAGGUUGACCCAGCUGAGCAACAGCGUAGUGCAGUGAGAUUGCAAAACAUUCAGCAAGUAUUUUUUUUCAUUAGAGCUUUAUUGGUACUUUUUCUGUUGCACCACUCUCUAUUCCUCAUUCAAAGUUUCUCAUUUUUUUUAGUAGUAAUUCCAACUGUCCACAAGUCAAAGUGCUCCUCAUAUGUUCCCCAGAUUUCUCAACACAAGUUACUAGAGUGCUUUGUGGGGUUUUUAUUCAGCAAGUCUUCUGGCCUCUGGAGAAGAAUCAUUUGUUAAAUGGCUGAGACAAAUAUACUCGAGCAAGAAGUGGAAUGUGUGAAGUAGAGCGUAUGACGGUGAAAACCAAAAGCCAGUACUAGGGUAUCAGGUAAUACAUAAAGACUUCUAUAUAUUACGUGUCUGGGGUAAAAUACAAACUGUAUUCUGAGCACUGUCCUUUUCUGGAUAAAUCUCAAUAACUAAUACCUUCAUCUCUUGUUUUUGUCUAUAAAGAUUGUUGAUUAAUUCUGAAGAUGAGGGUUAAUCAACCCAAAAUGCAAAGCAUGACGGUACCAUCUUUUUCAGAGCAUGGAGAUUUGACAGACUGUAUUGUUCAGUCUUGCUUUGAGGUCUGACACUCAAAACGUUUAUUCAUGUUAAUAUAAUUUGUGUGAGUAAUUCAUUGAGUCUAGCAAUCUGAUGGAUAAAAGAACUGGAUGUUUUGAAUAAUUUUCUUCAGCAUUUACCACCCUAGUUAGCAAUAUAUUUAUUAUACUAUUGGAUUUAUUACACUCUCCUGUUUUCUAAGGAGAACAGUUCAGGGAAUACAUAAUUCUAAAAGAAGGUAAUAGUUGUA
Molecule: messenger RNA, 2617 nt
Organism: Gavia stellata (red-throated loon)
Lineage: Eukaryota; Metazoa; Chordata; Aves; Gaviiformes; Gaviidae
Gene: IFT56
Product: intraflagellar transport 56
Exons: 17
Coding region: 1-1662 (553 amino acids)
Biological process (GO): intraciliary anterograde transport; intraciliary transport involved in cilium assembly
Cellular component (GO): ciliary base; ciliary basal body; intraciliary transport particle B
Molecular function (GO): intraciliary transport particle B binding; protein binding
Source: RefSeq, a predicted model, not a curated record